Molecule: messenger RNA, 528 nt
Organism: Hypanus sabinus (Atlantic stingray)
Lineage: Eukaryota; Metazoa; Chordata; Chondrichthyes; Myliobatiformes; Dasyatidae
Product: homeobox protein goosecoid-like
Exons: 2
Coding region: 1-528 (175 amino acids)
Biological process (GO): regulation of transcription by RNA polymerase II
Cellular component (GO): nucleus
Molecular function (GO): DNA-binding transcription factor activity, RNA polymerase II-specific; RNA polymerase II cis-regulatory region sequence-specific DNA binding
Source: RefSeq, a predicted model, not a curated record
AUGUCUGAUUUCAGCAUCGACACCAUCCUCUCCAAGGGGGCGGACAGAUCUGCUUCCAAUCGCUUGGCCCACCCCUGUCAGCCUUUCCUGCUCCAUUCUGCAGAUGGUUUGGUGCCCAGUCACUGCAGCGUCAGCUACAUUUGUCUCUACCUGGACCCUGCUUGUGUGCCGGCUGCAGGUGCUGUGACUGGCGAGGGUUUCUACUUUGGCCACAGUGUGGGUUCGUGUUGUCCCCAGCCCCAGCAUCACUACUGCCCAGGACAAGCAGCACUAGGUAUCUUGAAUCCAGCCCCUAUGGGUCAGAUGAGACUUCACUCCCUGGCCCAGAAGGGGAAGAGAAGACGGAGGCAUAGAACAGUUUUCACACAGCAGCAGUUGGAAUAUCUGGAAAACCUCUUCAACACAUCAAGUUACCCAGAUAGCAGCACCAGGGAGAAGCUGGCCAGGAAGACCCAUCUCUCUGAGGAGACCAUCAAGGUAUGUAGCUUCCAGUCAAAGGACAUUUGCAAGCAGAAACCAAAUGGAUGA